AUGAAUGCAUUAAUUGGAUGUAAUAUGAUAAUUAAGAAUAAGAAUCAAAUACCUUGGAAAGCUGCUAUUGAACGGUUGGAAUUUAAAAAGCGAUCUUGUACAACAUUCAUUCCAAAAGAAACAAAUAAAAAAUGUUGCGUUUGCAAUUAUACUCAUUCAAAAAGUGACGUCCCACAUGAAAAUGAAGUGUGGAAUCGGAAAAUACACACAAAGCAAGAAGUUACUAAUUGUUAUGGAAUAUUACCUCAAUCAACUAGUCCUUAUUUACGAUGUGAUGUUGAAACAGACCUUGAACAACUUUGUUUCGUAUUGUUGGGUGUAUGGGAUAUGACCAUUCCUGGUCUUAUCAUGCGAAUGAUAGGCGAUAUAGAUACAACACCAAAUAUAAAAAUAGAGAAAGAACUUUUACAAAGUAUUUCUGAUGCAGCUGUUGCAUCUGAUGCCUGGAUUAUUACAAAUGGAUACAAAGAAGAGAGUAUUUCAGAAUUAGUUGGUGAAGUAAUGUACAAUUGUCGAAUGAAUAAUUCUCACAUAAAUUUCAGCGCAAUUGCCGUUGGUAAAUGGGGGAAUAUUCAUAAUCGUCACAAAAUUGAGGAGAGAAAUCAUAGCACACCGUUUACAAUGCAGAAAGGUCAUGGACGAUAUAAGCAAGAAUUAAAUCAUACAGAAUACGUAUUUUUCGAUGAUGGUACAUGUGAUUCAUUGGAUACAGGAGAAUUCGCUUCAAACUUCGCUCGGCAAAUAUCACGUGGAGCAAGACGAAGAAUACCGCUGAUUACGAUUCUUAUCGGCGGUACUCCUCAUUCACUUUCAUCGAUAUACACUGAUUUGAAAAGAUUAGUUCCAGUUGUAGUUGUUAACGGAUGUGGACCAUUGGCUGAUAUAUUAUAUAAAUACUUGAAGUUAACCGAAGGUUCUUAUAAAUUACCCAAAAGUGAUGAUCAUGGUGGAACAUUCAAUGAAUCUGAAGAUGAUUUGGAUAUAGCAACAAUUAAUGAAACAUUUGCAGUAGGUGAUGAUGAUGAUAAAGAAACUGAAGCUUCAUCAACUAAGAAAACAUUAAAAGAAAUGUUGCGAUUACUUGGUAAAUUUCGUCCCGAUUUCGUUAAAGAUGUACGAAACCUUUAUAAUGUUGUACGGCAACAAAAUUAUGAAACUCAAGGUAAAAGAUUACCUGUGGGUGAAUUAUUAAGUUUGGAGGAAGAAAAAGCUCUUGGAAAAUAUUUAUAUCAAAUGGCGAGUUGUUUAAAUGCUCCUUUUCGAGAUAAUAUUCAUAUUUUCAAUAUCGAUUCAUCAAAACCUCUCAAGGAAACAAUUUACUAUGCAUUUGUUAAAGCACGAGAUAAUCUUUCACAGACGAAGAAAAAAUUUCAUAAAACUAUCGAUGAACAAUUACAUUUGGCACUUCGAUGGAGUAUUGGUGAUACAACUGAAAAUCAAUCAGCAACUACUAAAAAGCUUUGGAAUGAUACCAAUAAAAUUAAACAAAAUCGACUGCUCUUGAUUGAUGCACUUAGCAAAAAUAUGCUCAUGUUCGUCAUGAAUUUUAUGAAACUUGACAUCGAUUUUGCCGUUUUAUUUCGUUCUAAUGAUACUCAAUCGACAGAAGCUGCUACUCAUUGGUCUGAUAAAUAUCAUUAUUUACAAGAAUUAUAUUCGGAUACAAAGCGCAGAAAUAAUGAUCCAUUGUAUUUAUUGGAUAAGAUCAGUUCGGACUUCACUUUUACAGAACAAAACCAUUUAGUAAUUGUAUUAGAAAAACUUGUAGGUGAUUUUAUGCGUCCACUGUAUGACAGUCAACCAAAAAGAGAUGAUGAUAAAAAGAAUACAGAUGAUAGUACAGAGAAUACAGAUGAUGACACAGAGAAUACAGAUGAUGAUAUAGACAAUACAGAUGACGAUAAAGAGAAUGCAGAUGCUGAACAUAUUUAUCGUGAUCUCUUUCUUUGGUGUAUAUUAACCUAUCGACUUGAUAUGGCUAAAAUCUUUUUAAGUCAAUUAAAAACUCGUAUUUGCUCAGCAUUGAUUGCUUCGAAGAUUCUUAAAUCAUUAGCAACUUAUGCACCGGAUCAAGUUGCAAAAGAUACAUUGUUUGCUAAAGCGAAUGAAUUUGAAACUCAUGCUAUUGAAUUCGUACGAUGUGCUUAUAUUUAUGAUAAACAUGAAGCAUGCGAAUUGAUUAUGCGACGUACGAAUCUCUAUGGAGGUGUAACAUGUCUUCAAAUGGCUGUUGCUGCAGAUAACAAAAGAUUUAUACAUGAAGAUGCUUGCCAAGCUUUAUUAACGAAUAUAUGGUAUGAUAAAGUUGAUCCUGUUCAAGAACAACAAAGUCUUGUUAUUAAUAUACUUACAUUUGGAAUUUCUCAAUUUUUUAUAUCGAUUUAUCUCAAGUAUUUUUCCGAUUAUGCUAGUGUGAAGCCGGAAAGUCAUGUCAUUAAACACGAACGUCCAAAACGAGAUUAUUAUAUGCUUUUUGCAUUCUUUCCAUUGUCAAAAGAGCAUCCCAAUAUUCAUUGGACUGAAAUAUUAACUAUCAUUACUGUAACUACCAUGCUCUUUGAAGAAAUUCGACAGUUAUUAUCUCAAGACAAUCAAUCAUUAAUUGGCAAGAUUCGAUCAUAUUUUGAUUUGAAUAAUCGAAUAUCGAAUUUAUUUUUGGUUCUACCAGCAUAUCUUCUAUUCUAUCUUGGACUUGCACUUCGUUUUACACAAAAAGAUACCCAAAGUUUUCUAUCUGCACGAAUAGUGAUGGCUUUAGAUUUAGAAUUAUCAUUUAUUCGUUCGGUUUUAUUCAUCGGUAUUGCUUCACAUCUUGGUCCUAAAAUUGUGAUGAUUCGAAAAAUGACCAAUGAUCUUAUUUUAUUCAUUAUCGUCAUCGUUAUAUUUAUUUUCGGUUAUGGAGUUUCAUCAAGAUCUAUGACAGCUUAUGGUAGCAUUGAUUUCAAAGGUCGAAAUAUUUUUCGUGAUAUAGUCUAUCCUGUUUAUUAUUUUGUUCAUGGUAGCUUCGAUAAUGAACGUACACAAUUGGAAGCUACACCGGAUUCUGGUACGACUAUAGUCACACAAAUCAUAUUUGCUUUUCAUAUGCUUUUUGUUAAUAUACUAUUGAUUAAUUUACUGAUUGCUUUAUUCAGUUUUACAAUAAAUGAUAUUCAAACACAAGCACGUUAUAUUUGGGCGUACGAUCGUUGUGACAUUAUUCGUACUUAUCAUGCCCGACCAGCGUUGUUUCCUCCAUUCACAUUUCUCAUUUCAAUUAUGCAAUGUUUUCAAUGGUGUUGGAGAAUAUUACACAGAAUUCGUAAUGCAAAUAAAAUGCCUUAUGAAGAACAAUCUCAAUGUUUCAAAAUGAUCCCAAUCAAUGAUGAUGUCGAUCAUGCGUGGUCAGAAUUUGAACGAUAUUCAACCAAUGGUUACAUUCGACAAUUACUCGAUGAUCAAGCUACUGUACUUAUCAAGGGAACAACUACAGAUAUUACGUCUGAAUCUUCAUCAAACAAUGCUGAUGAAUUAAAGCGUAUCAAAAUUCUCGUACUUGAUAUUCAAAAGGAUCUAGAAGACUCAAAAAUAGAGAAUAACGAUAAGUUAGAGUCAAUGAAAUCUACUAUUACUGAUCUUCAAACACGCUUUGUUCAAAUGGAAACUCGUUGUGAUCGAUGGAUCAUGGAUAUGAAAGAAAUAACAGCAUCAAUGAAUUGGAUAAUGAUGGCAACGGCAAAUGCACAAAUGGGUGAAUCAGAGCCUCCACUCAUUACAGACAAAUCAAGAACCAGUUCAAUUAGUCAAAAGCAAUCAAGUGAUAUUAUUUAUAAUCGAUCUAAUCAGCAAUUAAAUAAAGAAUAUACAACAGCAGGACAACCAUUGUUACAACAAGAGCAAUCAGCAACACCUGAAGUUCGUAUUGAAAUGGCUCUUCGAAAAAACAAUAAUAAUGUUGUUUAG
Adineta steineri is the source of this 3942-nucleotide messenger RNA. The record is from the annotation of a GenBank genome assembly. NCBI's taxonomy places the organism in Eukaryota, Metazoa, Rotifera, Eurotatoria, Adinetida, Adinetidae.